This is a messenger RNA of Pimephales promelas (fathead minnow), 898 nucleotides long. RefSeq names its product reactive intermediate imine deaminase A (gene rida). Gene Ontology annotation, cellular component: mitochondrion; cytosol. NCBI's taxonomy places the organism in Eukaryota, Metazoa, Chordata, Actinopteri, Cypriniformes, Leuciscidae. The record is from RefSeq and is a predicted model, not a curated record. Gene Ontology annotation, molecular function: deaminase activity.
UCUCUACAAACCUGUUUGCUUUUGCCAUUGACUUUUACACUCAUUCAUCAGCUCAACUGAAAGUUAACGUGUGAUCCACGGGUCUCCAAGUGUUGAAAUAUGUCUGCGGUUAUUAGAAAGAUCAUUCACACAGCAGCAGCUCCUGCCGCGAUCGGGCCUUACAGCCAGGCUGUUUUGGUGGACCGCACAAUGUACAUCUCAGGCCAGCUGGGAAUGGAUGUAGCAUCAGGACAGUUGGUGGCAGGAGGAGUGCAGGCUCAGGCCAAACAGGCACUCAUUAACAUGGGGGAGAUUCUGAAAGCUGCUGGGUGUGGAUAUGAAAACGUUGUCAAGGCCACAGUAUUAUUGGUAGACAUUAAUGACUUCAACAACGUCAAUGAUGUUUACAAGCAGUUUUUCAAGAGCAAUUUCCCAGCUAGAGCUGCCUAUCAAGUAUCUGCGCUGCCCAGAGGGGGGCUUGUUGAGAUUGAGGCCAUCGCUGUGUUGGGACCCAUCACAGACGCCUCCUGACUAUAUGACCCCAGCAUGCAUCACAAAUUGUAAAUAUAGUUUUAUAGAGACUGCAUCCAAGAUUACAAAAGAAAUCACAAAUAAAGCAUUCCUUUCCAUGGGCAAUAUCUUCUUUUGCAUUCUUGCUAAUAUUAUCAUGAUAUUGAAAUUAAACUAUUACUUUGUGAAUUUACUGUGGAUCUUUCAUCAUUAAAUACACUUAAUCUAUAAUAGCAACCAUUCAAAACACAGUUCAAGUUAAACUUUAUUUUUAAACUCCUACUAAUCUGUCAUUAUCCCGCCACAUAUUACAUUUCCUCCAUUUGCAAAGUUCAGUUCAAUCUUUAGGAAAACAUGUAAUAAAUUUGCAUGUAAUAAAUAAAACAAAUAAAGACCUAUUUUUAAAAUA